This is a messenger RNA of Metarhizium brunneum ARSEF 3297, 648 nucleotides long. RefSeq lists its product as uncharacterized. The record is from RefSeq and is a predicted model, not a curated record. NCBI's taxonomy places the organism in Eukaryota, Fungi, Ascomycota, Sordariomycetes, Hypocreales, Clavicipitaceae.
AUGAAGACCACUGUCGUUGCUGUUGCCGCCUUUCUGGCCACUGUUUCUGCACAGUCCCUGUGUGCUGUCGACUGCUUCCAGUCCGUGGUUACUGAGCAUCCUCCGCUUUCCUGCAAGGAGGCCAGUAUGUACCUUUGCUUCUGCAAGGGCAAGGACCUCCAGAACUAUUUCGCAGAGUGCGCUUACUCCAAGUGUGGUGACAAUGCCCAAGAUGCAGUCAACUUUGGUGUUAGUCUUUGCAAAGACAUGGGUGUGCCCAUCGACCCUCCUACCCGUCCUGUGAACCCGGCUACCAGCCAGGCUCCUGCCGUUACCACCCCAGCCACGACCAGCAAUGCUCCCGUUGAUACCGCUGUCAAGUCAAGCCCCGAGAACGAUGUGACGACUAUCUUGAAUGCCGCCUCGACUGCCACCUCUGUUGCCGCUUCAGCCGUGGCAUCAACUGUCGUGCCGCCAGUACAAGGUCACUCCUCACAGGCCUCGUCCACCAUUGCCACUGUUACCCAGCAGCCUUCUCAAACCACCAACCAGACCGCAGCUCAGCCAACUUCUUCUGGUGUUGUGACCGCUGCCGGCGUGAACUUGAAACUUGGCACCGCCAUGUUGGGUGCCAUGUGUGUUGGAGCUGCUGCUGUCCAACUCCUCUAA